Molecule: messenger RNA, 1536 nt
Organism: Benincasa hispida (wax gourd)
Lineage: Eukaryota; Viridiplantae; Streptophyta; Magnoliopsida; Cucurbitales; Cucurbitaceae
Source: RefSeq, a predicted model, not a curated record
GUCGUGGUGUUAUUUGGCGGGCCCAACUUUUCCUGCCAAAACCGAUACUACUAAAAAAGAAUCUCAAGUUCAGAGAUUGAACCCUUCAUCUUCUUUGAUGUGGUAAAUGCCCAAACCACAAGAAAUCAUCCCCUUCUACGCCGCUCUUCUUGAAGCUUGCUCCGCCACCAAGAACCUCCACACCCUCAAGCAAAUCCACGCUCUAACUAUAAGACACCGAAUCUCUCACCAUGAUUUCAUUCGAACCAAGCUCGCCUCCACCUACGCCGCCUGCGCCCAACUCCGACAAGCCACCACCAUUUUCUCCUUCGCCACUCGCCGCCCCACCUUCCUCUUCAAUGCACUCAUCAGAGCCCACUCUUCUCUCCGUCUCUUCUCCCAGUCCCUCUCCAUUUUCCGUCACAUGCUUCUUUCUAGAAAAUCCUUCGAUCAGCAUACUUUCCCGCCGGUGCUCAAGUCAUGUACGGGCCUCUCGUCCUUACGACUCGGCCGCCAGGUUCAUGGGGCUCUUCUGAUUAAUGGGUUCUCUGCAGAUUUACCUAGUUUGAAUGCUUUGAUUACAAUGUAUUGCAAGUGUGGAGACUUGGGUGUUGCACGGAAGGUGUUCGAUGAAAUGCCUGAGAGGAAUACGGUGUCGUGGUCGGCGUUGAUGGCAGGUUAUGGCGUUCAUGGGAUGUUUGGGGAUGUGUUUGGGUUGUUUGAGAGGUUGGUGGAAGAAGGGCAAAAGCCGGAUGAGCUCACUUUCACUGCUCUUCUCACGGCGUGUAGCCAUGGAGGAUUGAUUGAGAGAGCGAAAGAGUAUUUUGGUAUGAUGAGGAUGAGAUUUGAUUUGAGGCCUGGGUUGGAACAUUAUACUUGUAUGGUGGAUUUGCUUGGUAGGGUGGGCCAAGUGGAAGAAGCAGAGAAGUUGAUAAUGGAGAUGGAGAUUGAGCCUGAUGAGGCAUUGUGGGGAGCUCUGUUGAGUGCUUGUAGGAUUCAUAGGAAGACUGAGGUGGCUCAUAGGGUGCAAAAACGGUUUAUCAACCAACAAUGAGUGUAUAAACUAUGGUGUAAUAUAUGUUUGGUGGUUGGUUUCACAAGUUUCCAUUGAUUCCAUUUAUAAAAAAUGGUUUCAACAUCAAUUUGGCCAAAGAAAUUACGCGAACUUGACUUGCGUACAUUCUAGUACUGACGUUGUGGAUUGCUGACGUAGUGUUGGUAAUGUCUUUUCAUGAAUCAAGAAUAAAAAAUCGCCAAUAGAUCUUUUGUUGAAAGAAGAAAACAUGAUGUAACCUUCUAGUUGUACCUUGAACAAGAUUUUUUUUUUUUUUUUUUUUUUUUUUUUUUUUAAGGAAAUAAGUGACAAUGACAAGAGCUGAAGCGUUGAAUGUUUACAUCCAUGCGAAGUUUUCAAGUCAUGGUGAAAAAGUUGUAACCUUUUAUGUUUCGAGGUCACAUAAAAGACACAAUGAAUUUGAAAAUACAAAUUCAUUCACAUUUAUUUUGAACUAUGUACUAAUUUAUUUUUAUGUAUUUACAUCUAUGAAAGUUUGUGUA